CCCACAAGACUCAAGCAAAUGGUCAAUCAUGCCGAAGAAAUGAUAAAAAGCUUUAUAGCAAAGCUGAAAUUCCCAUUUCGAGAGCGAAAACAGAAAACCACUUUCGAAGACCUGAAUGGGACAGAUGACGAGUCUCCAGAAACCUCACACGCAGUUGACAACCACAAGAAUGUCCCAUCAGGCGGCCAGACUGAUACGGAAAGCAUUCAAUCUCCGGAAGCAGUAAUUGUGAGGGAGGUGAAUAAGACCAUGCUUCCUUUCUUGGACGACAUGUCAGACGCUGACUUUCAGAACUUGCAGGUCGACAGCUCCUUGGAAACAAUUGUUCCUCGGGGAGUUCUCGAAGAACUGCAGGAAUCGGAGGGGACAGACAAGAAAACACAAGGAAGCAGUGUCAAGGGCUUUUUUACUCUGCACUUUAGUAAAACAUGGCUAAAUCGCAUACUGGAUCAAAUGAAGAGAAAAUUCAGGAAGGACUCAGACAUGGAAUGCAGCCCCGUAUUGAUGAAGCACAUAGAGGACAUUAUCCCCGAGCUGCUAAGAUUGGAUGAUGACGAAGCACAAUUUGGAAAACAGAAGUGUAUGCCUCCAAUGUUGAAGGGAAUUCCAAGAAGCAACUGCCUGGUCAUCACACGGAAGCUGACCAACAUGCUCUUCCAACGGAUGAUGGGCGGUUUAACGUUCGCCCAUAGCGCAUCCUCAUCAAAUGCUACCAUGUACCAUGAGAUAUGGUACACCGUGUGGAACUUCACAGGGCUUUUGCGGUGGUGGCAGAAAACUCAGAUCGCCCCACUGGCUCAGAGGAUGAGAAGUGCUUUAGUAAACAGGAAUCGAGUAGAAACAUCACAGACAGGGAAGAUGGAGGACUCAGAAUACAGCGUGAAGCCAUUUAUUGAGUCCACCACUUUCAGAGACAGGCUGGUGCCUGACCUGAAUGGGACAGAUGACGAGUCUCCAGAAACCUCACACGCAGUUGACAACCACAAGAAUGUGGAAGAAGCUGUUGAAGAUGAUUGGCAAUGAAGAAAUGCUGCUGGUCGCCAACAGAGAGAAGAAGAAGCUGCAUGCGCAGCUGUUUUAACCUGACGACAAAUAACUAAGCCUGUGCAUUGACUCAGUACAUUGACAAAUAAAGCUCUUGAACCAAACCCAUAUAAUGUCCUUU
This is a messenger RNA of Gasterosteus aculeatus aculeatus (three-spined stickleback), 1165 nucleotides long. The record is from RefSeq and is a predicted model, not a curated record. Lineage: Eukaryota; Metazoa; Chordata; Actinopteri; Perciformes; Gasterosteidae.